AUGCUCUUUCAGCAGCUUCAGAAACGAAACAUUGACCCCAUCUUCAUCAAAGCUGCCAUCUGUAAUUUUGCCGACAGCAUCAUAAACAUCAGGUCUUCCAUAAUCACUGUGCAAGAGGAGAUUCCAGCUGCCAAGCGACAGAGGACACUGGGGCCCGCAGAAAGACAUCGGAUUGCUAUUGAGGUGUGUGAUACCAUCUGGGCUCAAACAAAGGAACGCUUUGCGUUUACUGGGCACCUUGUGAGUUCAACACUGCUGCAUGGAGAGCUGUUCUCACAACAUUCUACAACCUUUCCAAGUGCUGCUUUGAAUGCCACCGUGGAGGCCUAUCCAAUGCUGAACAAGGCUAGACUGAAGACAGAACUAUCCUUGGUCUAUGAAAACCCGGAGUUUGAAAAGUGUAGUGGCACAAAGCAUCUCCUCUACUCCUCCAAUCACAGUAGCAUCUCCUCUGCUCCUCCAAUCACAGUAGCAUCUCCUCUGCUCCUCCCAUCACAGCAGCAUCUCCUCUGCUCCUCCAAUCACAGUAGCAUCUCUUCUGCUCCUCCAAUCACAGCAGCAUCUCCCCUGCUCCUCCAGAGGCACAGCAGCAUCUCCUCUGCUCCUCCAGAGACACAGCAGCAUCUCCCCUGCUCCUCCAAGUACAGCAGCAUCUACUCUGCUCCUCCAGAGACACAGCAGCAUCUCCUCUGCUCCUCCAGAGACACAGCAGCAUCUCCUCUGCUCCUCCAGAGACACAGCAGCAUCUCCUCUGCUCCUCCAGAGACACAGCAGCAUCUCCUCUGCUCCUCCAGAGACACAGCAGCAUCUCCUCUGCUCCUCCAGAGACACAGCAGCAUCUCCUCUGCUCCUCCAGAGACACAGCAGCAUCUCCUCUGCUCCUCCAGAGACACAGCAGCAUCUCCUCUGCUCCUCCAGAGGCACAGCAGCAUCUCCUCUGCUCCUCCAGAGACACAGCAGCAUCUCCCCUGCUCCUCCAAGUACAGCAGCAUCUACUCUGCUCCUCCAGAGACACAGCAGCAUCUCCUCUGCUCCUCCAGAGACACAGCAGCAUCUCCUCUGCUCCUCCAGAGACACAGCAGCAUCUCCUCUGCUCCUCCAGAGACACAGCAGCAUCUCCUCUGCUCCUCCAAGUACAGCAGCAUCUACUCUGCUCCUCCAGAGACACAGCAGCAUCUCCCCUGCUCCUCCAAGACACAGCAGCAUCUCCUCUGCUCCUCCAGAGACACAGCAGCAUCUCCUCUGCUCCUCCAGAGCACAGCAGCAUCUCCUCUGCUCCUCCAGAGACACAGCAGCAUCUCCUCUGCUCCUCCAGACCAGACACAGCAGCAUCUCCUCUGCUCCUCCAGAGACACAGCAGCAUCUCCUCUGCUCCUCCAAGUACAGCAGCAUCUACUCUGCUCCUCCAGAGACACAACAGCAUCUUUGUAUCGCAUUUUUUGA
Knipowitschia caucasica is the source of this 1443-nucleotide messenger RNA. The record is from the annotation of a GenBank genome assembly. NCBI's taxonomy places the organism in Eukaryota, Metazoa, Chordata, Actinopteri, Gobiiformes, Gobiidae.